Erigeron canadensis is the source of this 729-nucleotide messenger RNA. RefSeq names its product CASP-like protein 4D1. The transcript is spliced from 3 exons. The record is from RefSeq and is a predicted model, not a curated record. Bases 1 to 729 code for a protein of 242 amino acids. NCBI's taxonomy places the organism in Eukaryota, Viridiplantae, Streptophyta, Magnoliopsida, Asterales, Asteraceae.
AUGGCACGACCCGACCAGCAGCCUGAGUCUCAACCCGAUGAGGCGCCCAACCCUCAGCAAACCCAGAUUCAGCUUUCUAGUGUUUCUCAAACAGAAGAUUCUGUUUCUCAAAUAGAGGAUCAUAGCCAGGUUCAAAUUGCAAAUCACUCAAAGUCUAGUACCGCAAAGAGUACUCCAGUAAUUACCACAGUGCAAUUAUCGGUCAUUGGAUCCUUAACUAUCAGAGCGGCUACCUGGAUAUGUCUGCUAGCAUCGCUCAUAGCCUUAGCAGCCAACACUUCUUCCGUAAAUGGUGUCUAUAAAGAGGUCAAAAUUGGGUUCAGUAAUAUUUAUGCUUAUCGGUACUCUAUGUCCACUAUAGUAAUCGGUUUUGUAUACACAUCUGUUCAUGUAUCCGUAGAAUUCUACCAAGUAAUUACUGGAAAAAGUCUUUUAACUGGCAAUGGGAUCCCCAAAAUCAUCUUUUACAGUGACAAGUUGCUAUUAUCUCUACUAGCAACUGGUGUUGGUGCAGCAUUUGGAGCUACCUAUGAUCUGAAGAAAAACUUUGAUGACUUGGAUGACCUUCUGGUGUUUUUUGAUGAUCCAAUCCUUUCCGAAGCUCGACCUAAGCUUGAUAACUUCUUCAGCGUCGCUUAUGUUUCGGCUGGAUUCCUUCUUGUCGCAUUCUUAUGCUCAAUCGUGUCUUCUAUUCUCUCCUCACUUGCCCUUUAUAAGAAUACUAAAUGA